CAGAGGAUUAAAUAAAUGGUUUGUUUAGAAACAGAAACAAUAUUUUUAAAUCAUUGUGUCCCGUUCCUCCUGCUUUCAGGUUCAUAAUUCACCUCUAAGAAUUAAAAUGAUGAGAAUGCUCUGAAAAGUUCAGAAAAUUCUGAGUAAUAUCAACAAUGCAUCUGACAGGCGAGGAUUUCUGGGAUAAAUGUUGAAUUGUGAAAUUAGUUUUACCUGGUAGAUGAAGAUGUAGAGGUUAAUAAUUAUACCUGGAAAAAUGUUCCUAAAGUGGAAAUACAUGAGAAGUUGCUACUAAAAAUAAAUCAGGAAACUGAUAGAAGGAAAACUUUCCAGACAGUGUUAAAAGAUUCUUUAUUAGAAAUAUGACAAUAAUUAAACAUUUUAAUGAUAGGCGUCUUAAAUAUUAAAGACAUUGUACAAAUACAGAAAAUCAGUUAAAAGAUACUUUAACAAAAUAAUAAAACCAGACGUAAACUCAGACCGCAUUGUUCAGUGUUUAUUUGCUUAAAACAAUCUUAUCUUUUCAGGGGACUUUCAACCUUUUUCAUUGAAAUUUGUUUAGAGUGACAACAGGAGUCAAGCUGUUUGACCUUUGACCGGCCAGAAGCUCGGCUCCUCAGCAGGAGAAACUCGGUCAGAGAAACGUUUUGCUGGAGAGCGUUCAGAUGACAUGAGUGGAAACGAGUAAUGAGGAGAAACAUGAACAUCUUUUACCCGUUCGUUUGGAUCCUGGACCUUUGUCAAUGGACUCCUUUCGAUUCAAAUCCAGUUGAUUGUUUUUUUAAAGGUGAGGUUAUAACGAUUUCAUUUUAGCGCUUUUUACUCUGAUGUACUUUUCCCGUUUCUAUUGCAGGACUGGUAGGAGCCUGUGGCGUUUCAGUCCUCUAUAAUCUGAUGAGAGUUUACAAUUUCAUUCUAGCAUGCAGUGAUCCUGACACCCAAAAUGGAGACAGACGGAGGUUGUCUUCCUCUAGAAAUCCUCUGAGGAGGAAAUGGAGAGCGGCGGUCCAGUUCUGGUGUCUGACUGGCGUCCUCUCUCUGGUGGGCUGCAGGGUUUCCUCUCUCAUCGUGCUGGAGUUUUCCCUCAGAGCCGUUUCUGCAAUGGCCUCCGCCCGACAGGACGGCGGGUCCAGAGGUCUGGAGCUGCUCCUGAUCCAGAGCCAGUUCUCUCUGGGCUGCAGCCUCACCUGCACUCUGGCCUUCAUCCAUCAGGGGGCGCUACACAGCUCCUUCGGCUUGCUCCUGGCCGCUGCGCUCAGCUGGGCAUUUGCGAGCUACAGCAGCGGUCUGUGGCGCCAUGUGGCCAGGCUGUUCCCGCUGCACAGGACCGAUGGUUACUGUGGGAAGUGCAUCAGUCUCCUAACCUCUGGACACACCAUGCUGGCCUCGCUGCAAAGAGUGGUUAUCUUGGCCUUUGGUACAGCAGCUGUGGCUUCCUCCACCACGGUUUACGAGCACUUUUUAUCGCAGAAGGAUGCGAUGAAGUUUUGGACUCUGCUCACUCUCUGCUACACCAUGUUGGUGGCCUACAACCAAGAGGAACAACAUCGGCUGAGCAUCACAGAGACCCUGCUGCGCACCGUGGUGCUGCGACUGGGAGGCCUGCUGGUUCUCAUGCUGGCAGUGGGAAACUGGACAGACGUUCUCCACAUCCUCAUCGCUUUUCUGGGAGAAGGAGUCUGUCUGCUGCCUUCUGAGGAUCUGCUGCAGGCCGCGUUAAAGGAAGAACGAGAACACAACCAGGACAAACAGAGGACCUGCCACAGAUCAAGGAUGGGAAUACAGUAGAAGAUGGUUAGCAAACACACCAUCGUGAGUCAGAGGAACGGGCUGAGCGCUUCUAGAAAUGCUCUGAAUUUAGUUUGGAAUUGGUGAGUGGUUUUUGAAAUAAAACAAAGUUCGGACAAGAAGGAGAAGGCGAUAGUUUUUAAUAUGUAGUUGGUAACCAAAAGGAAAACAUUUCUGUUUCCUUCCAAGCUGAAAGAAAAAUUUUAAAUCUCUUAUUUCUUAUAUCUUAGUCAAACUUCUUAUGGAAAUGCAAAAAGUUAUAAAAUACUGAAAACGUUCUGAAUGCAUAAACCAUCGGCUCGUGAAGCUCAACCUGUUAUACUAACUUACAGAAAAAUGUUAAUGUUUCAAUGAUGCCCAGAUUUAUUUUAGUAGAAGUCGUGACAUUUUUACACAAUUCACCUUUGAAUAUUUCUGCAGAAAAAGGAAAUCUUUAAGCAUACCGUCAGUGAAGUCUCGCUCUACCUCCAUGGUUCCCUGAUUGCUCCCACAUGUUAUCAACUUUUUCUCUACUACAUGAGCUCACAGGAAAACCUUUUAAUCUUAUUUCUUGCCCAGCAUCUUGCAGGUCCAGAUGCUUUCAUGAGAAACUUUCUCGUGAAAUAACAAUUUACAAGUUUUUUAGAAAUAAAAUAACGUGGGAUAAAGGAUUAUUCUAUCUUUCCAGGAGUAGCGGAUAUUACCACAGCUCUGAGUUAUGCUACUGUACAUUCAGUCGGUCAACUAAUCUGCCACCAUCGAUCUGAGGCGAAUUCUUCACCUUCCCAGGGAACAAUCGUUAUCAUACGUACAAACAGAUGUGGGGCUCCUUUUAUAACUAUGAUUUGUUUUCACUCAGAUGAGAAUCAUUAAGAAAAUCGCAAUGAGCAACUAAUGCAAUCUAAGGCUUCUGGGUCAUGAUUAUUGUAGCAAUCAAUUAAUCAGGUGUAAAAUAACUUCACAUUCUGCAGAUUUUUCAUUAAACCCUUUUUUGUAUAAAACUAUAAAUACAACAAGAGAACCAGGUGAAGUUAAAGCUCUGCCACUUUGGGUAUAAAAUAUUUACAGACGGGUAUAUUUUUUACUUAAAUGCAAAAUGUAUAUAAUUUUUGAACCUUUUUUGGUUUAAUUACUGCUCUGAGAAUGUCGUUCUUUCAGAAAUUGUUUUUUUUUUAAGUCUGUAUCCUCCAGUUGAUGAUUAAUCAAUGACUAAAUUAGUUAACAAUUAUUUCAAUAAUCAAUUCAUCACAUUUCAGCAAGGUGUAAAUCUGUUUCUGAUUAAACAACUGCAUGUUCCUACUUAAAAGA
Gambusia affinis (western mosquitofish) is the source of this 3075-nucleotide messenger RNA. RefSeq names its product transmembrane protein 82-like. Lineage: Eukaryota; Metazoa; Chordata; Actinopteri; Cyprinodontiformes; Poeciliidae. Bases 895 to 1788 code for a protein of 297 amino acids. The record is from RefSeq and is a predicted model, not a curated record. The transcript has 5 exons.